Molecule: messenger RNA, 3975 nt
Organism: Suncus etruscus (white-toothed pygmy shrew)
Lineage: Eukaryota; Metazoa; Chordata; Mammalia; Eulipotyphla; Soricidae
Gene: TRAPPC10
Product: trafficking protein particle complex subunit 10
Exons: 23
Coding region: 49-3789 (1246 amino acids)
Biological process (GO): early endosome to Golgi transport; intra-Golgi vesicle-mediated transport
Cellular component (GO): TRAPPII protein complex
Source: RefSeq, a predicted model, not a curated record
GGGGCCAUGGGGCGCGGGGGGCCGGGCCGGUGACGCCGGAGCCAGCCCAUGGCCGCGGCCGCCGAGGCGCCGCCCGUGGUCUACACCAUGGAGAACAAGCCGAUCGUCACCUGUGCUGGCGACCACAACCUGUUCUCAUCCCUGUUCCCAAUGCUGUCCCAGCAGCUGCCACGGGAGCCCAUGGAGUGGAGGAGGUCUUAUGGCCGUGCCCCCAAGAUGAUCCACCUGGAGUCGAACUUUGUUCAGUUCAAAGAGGAGCUGCUACCCAAAGAGGGGAACAAAGCGCUGCUGACCUUCCCCUUCCUGCACAUCUACUGGACCGAGUGCUGUGACACAGAGGUGUACAAGGCCUCGGUGAAGGACGACCUCACCAAGUGGCAGAACGUCCUGCGGGCACACAGCUCCACGGACUGGCUCAUUGUGGUGGUGGAGAAUGAUGCCAAGAAGAAGAACAAGACCAACAUCCUCCCCCGGACGUCACUCGUGGACAAGAUCAGGAGCGACUUCUGCAACAAGCAGAGUGACCGGUGCGUCGUGCUCUCUGACCCGCUCAAGGACUCUUCGCGAACGCAGGAAUCCUGGAACGCCUUCCUGACCAAACUUCGGACACUGCUGCUCAUGUCUUUCACCAAAAACCUGGGCAAGUUUGAGGAUGACAUGAGAACGCUGCGGGAGAAGAGGACAGAGCCGGGCUGGGGCUUCUGUGAAUACUUCAUGGUUCAGGAGGAACUGGCCUUCGUGUUCGAGAUGCUGCAGCAGCUGGAGGACGCACUGGUGCAGUAUGACGAGUUGGAUGCCCUCUUCUCGCAGUAUGUCGUCAACUUUGGGGCUGGCGAUGGUGCCAACUGGCUGGCGUUCUUCUGCCAGCCGGUGAAGAGCUGGAACGGGCUGGUCCUGCGCAAGCCCAUCGACAUGGAGAAGCGGGAGCUGGUGCAGCGGCAGGAGGCCACGCUGCUGGACCUGCGCAGCUAUCUCUUCUCGCGCCAGUGCACGCUGUUGCUCUUCCUGCAGCGGCCCUGGGAGGUGGCCCAGCGUGCGCUGCAGCUGCUGCAUAGCUGCGUGCAGGAACUGCGGCUGCUGGAGGUGCCCGUGCCACUCGGCGCCCUGGACUGCUGGGUGUUCCUGAGCUGUCUGGAGGUGCUACAGAAGAUCGAGAGCUGCUGUGACCGUGCCCAGAUCGACUCCAAUAUCGCCAACACCGUGGGGCUGUGGGACUACGCCACAGAAAAGCUCAAGGCCUUAGGCGCUCUGUGCGGGCUCGUGUCGGAGAAGGGCCCUGACUCUGAGGACCUCAACCGGACUGUCGACCUCCUGGCGGGCCUGGGAGCUGAGCGCCCAGAGACGGCCAACACAGCCCAGAGUCCCUACAAGAAGCUCAAGGAAGCGCUGUCAUCGGUGGAGGCCUUUGAGAAGCACUAUCUGGAGCUGUCCCACGCCACCAUUGACAUGUACCGGCGUAUUGGGCGGACGCGGUCGGCGCAGCUCGUGGGGAAGGACCUGGCCGAGUUCUACAUGAGGAAGAAAUGCCCGCAGAAGGCUGAGGUGUACCUGCAGGGCGCCCUGAAGACAUACCUGGCCGAGGGCUGGGCCCUGCCUGUAGCACACACCAGGAAGCAGCUGGCUGAGUGCCAGAAGCGCCUGGGCCAGACUGAGAACUACCUGCAGACCAGCACCCUCCUGGCCAGUGACGAGCACCUUUCCGACGAGCAGCGCCAGCAUUUCUGCCAGGAGAUCCUCAGCUUUGCCAGCGAGCCUGCAGAUGACUCUGGCCACACGGUUGUGCUGCCCUUGAGCUCCUUUGCACACCUGAGCGACCUCCGCUUUGAGCCUGCCACUGCCGUGGUGCACGCGGGUGGCGUGUUGGGGGUGGACGUGACCGUGUGCAGCCGCAUGCCUGUGCCCUUGCGCCUGGACCACAUUGCCCUGCACUUCCACUUCAGCCUGGACAAGAACAACUACCGCAAGACGGCCGAGUGGCUCACCACACACCAGACGGCCAAUGGGCUCGUGGUCUUUCCCGCGGCGUCCACCGCCCUGCCUGCCUCCCAGCACAGCAUGCCAGCGCCUGAGCUGGCUGAGCUUAGUGAGCGGAGCCCUGCGGAUGGCGCCCUGAGCACGGCGGGCAUCAUCUGCCGCAACGCGCACCUGCUGCUCCGCAGGUCUGACAGCACCACUGGCCCCGAGGCACCUUCGAGCCUCGCUCUGGACGACGGGGCCCACGUGCUUCGUAGCAGUGGAGUCACACUGAAGCCGGGGCCCAACCUGGUGACCUUCAGGACGCAGGCCCAGGAACCUGGCACUUACACAUUGCGGCAGUUGCGCGCCUCGCUGGGCCCCGUCCACUUCGUGCUGCCGCACCUGUCCCCGCCCCUGCACUAUGACGUCUACUCGCAGGAGCCGCAGCUGCGCGUGGAGCCCCUCACUGAUGGCCUGUUGGCGGGGAUUCCGCAGAAGGUGAAGUUCACGGUCACGACCGGCCAUUACACGGUGAAGAACGGAGACAGCCUGCAGCUGAGCAACGCCGAGGCCCUACUGCUUCUCUGUCCCGUGGGCGGCCGUGCUCUCGUCUGCUCCAACAGCAGAGAGAAGGCUUCUGAGGCGGCGCUGCGCGUCCAGUCAUCCGACAAGGUCACGAGCAUCAGCCUGCCUGCAGCACCCGCCUACCACAUCAUUGAGUUCCAGCUAGAGGUGCUGUCCCUGCCCUCCACGCCGGCCACUGAGGACUGUGGCCCAGACGCACAGGAUGCUGGCACGGCCAUGAGCACCACCGACCACAAGGUGUCCAUCGACUGCCCAUGGUCCAUCUACUCCACUGUCGUUGCGCUGACCUUCAGCGUGCCCUUCCGGACCACGCACGCUCUGCUCUCGGCGGGGACACGGAAGUACGUGCAGGUGUGCGUGCAGAACUUGUCAGCCCUCGACUUCCAGCUGUCGCACAGUCAGCUUGUGGAUGUCGAGGACAGUGGGGCCAUGCAACUGCUGCCUCUGAACACGCAGGCCCAGCAGCCUGUCCACAGCCAGCAGAGCGUCUUCUUCGUCUGGGAGCUGCAGUGGGCCCGGGAGCCGCCCUCGGUGCUGCAUGGCCGCUUUUCCGUCAGCUUCGUGCCUGCGGCCGACGAACGGCCGGCCCUGUCCCUGGAGCCCCACACCUAUGAGUUCCGAGUGGAAAACUUCUUUACACUGUACACGGUGCGGGCGGAGAUCCUGCCCCCUGUGGGCACCCCGCACUGCCGGACCGGCUUGCUGUGCUCCUUGGACGUGUCCAUCACACGCCUCCUGGACCUGAUGGAGGUGGACAAGGACGAGGCGCUGUUGCAGUCGGGCGAGCACUUCUCCACCAAGCUGCUGUAUGAAGUGGUGGACAACAGUAGCAACUGGGCCGUGUGCGGGAAGAGCUCGGGUGUCAUCUCCAUGCCCGUGGCUGCCCAUGCCACGCAUCGCGUGCACAUGGAGGUGAUGCCGCUGUUCGCGGGGUACCUGCCGCUCCCCGACGUCAGGCUCUUUAAGUACCUCCCGCACCACUCAGCGCACUCCACUCAGCUGGACGCGGACAGCUGGAUCGAGAAUGACACUCUGGCGGUGGACAAGCACGGAGACGACCCGCUGGACGGAGGCAGUGCCCGGAGCCGGGGCGGGGGUCACACGGUGGGCAACAGCGAGCACAAGGGCCUGCCCAUGCCACGCCUACAGGCGCUGUCCCCCGGCCAGCUUGUCAACGCCAGUGCGGGCACCCAAGUGCUGGUGCUGCCUGGCCAGGAUGACCGCGUGCUGGAAGUCAGCGUCACGUGACCGCCCGCCGCCCUUCUUCCUCCCGCCUCCCCCCGGCCAGCCCGGCCUGGCUCUGCCUCGGGGAGGAGGGACGAUCGAGCCUCUGUGCCUUUGUGCUGGCCAGGAGAGGUGGUGCCAGGCCGCUGGGAAGGGGCAGCCGGCGGGCGCAGAGGGCGAAUGGUGUGCCCGGACGCCCUGCCCUGCCCU